Molecule: messenger RNA, 270 nt
Organism: Spirodela intermedia
Lineage: Eukaryota; Viridiplantae; Streptophyta; Magnoliopsida; Alismatales; Araceae
Source: the annotation of a GenBank genome assembly
AUGGCUGCUCCUUCUCCCAGGUUGCUGUUGCUCGCGGUGGCCUUGGUCACCUGCCUCGCUCUCCAGCGGGGAGAGGCCUCCGGCCUGAGGAGACUGGGCUUUGCGGCAGAGUGGAGCCGACGGACUCUGCAUGGCGCCGACGCCGUCGUCCUCAUGGUGGCGCCACCGCCGGCGGCAUCGCCGGCGCCGGCGGGACUCUCCUUCGACCUCGAUCACGCCUGCAAGAGAAGGGUCCGACGAGGGUCGGACCCCAUCCACAACCGGUGCUGA